Cylindrotheca closterium is the source of this 885-nucleotide messenger RNA. The record is from the annotation of a GenBank genome assembly. NCBI's taxonomy places the organism in Eukaryota, Bacillariophyta, Bacillariophyceae, Bacillariales, Bacillariaceae.
AUGGAAUUAAACCAAAAGCAGGAUGGUCUCCUGUUGGAGCAGUCCUCCUGUGUCAAUCUUUCCAUUGACUUGGGACCACAAUGCAGCAAAAUUUACAACAAUCCAUUGCUUGAUAGAGACAGUCAUGUUGACAAGGCAGGAUCAGACUUUCCUGGCCACCGUGACCUCGAGACUUUCAUCAAACUCAUGCGCAAUGGUUUGUUGUACAAAAUGCAACAACAAAAAGCAGAGACGCCCAAAUACGGAGGCCUUGUGAUUCCAUUUCAGAUGGAAAAUUGGUUUGGCGCCUUCAGUACUAUUUGGUUCAUCCACCACCACCACUUGCAGGAACCAAACUGCUUUCCUGUACCCAGAAAAGAGCUGGAGGUUUUAAAGAAACAUCAAUCCACCAUUUGUGCUGUGGCUAGGAACAUGAAGGAUUUGCGGAAAAAGAUCGGAGCUCAACAUGAAAUCCAAGCAAUGAUUGCAGAUUUAGCAAAACUCUGUUUUGUGCCAAACAAUGCUCCAAACAAUUCAAAUCCCUCAACUCAUGCAAAAAGAAAAGCAGUAGACGUAGAUGUUGUUGCUACAGCAAAGAAGUGUGGUCAAAAAACUCAGUCUGUGAACACUCCCAAAAGUUUUGGGACCUGGGUGGUGGACAUCAACAUUUCACCCUCCAAAAGAUACCUCCAAUGCAAGAAAGACCCCAAAAACCUUGUCCGAGUUUUCUCUUGUCCAGUCUGUAAGCAUGCAAAGAGAAUUCCAUCACUGGACAAAAUGUCAAACAAUCUGCAUGUUCAACUGGAAUUCACCCCUUCUCCAAGGUCUCCCUUUGUUGAUUGGGAGCAAUCAAAGCCAUCAGAUGCACUGAAACGUCAUAAAAUCUAUGUAGCUAGCGAGCAAUGA